CAUACGUUGACACCUCCCCUUCACACGAUGAUCAACAGCUUUGGGCCACUUUUGUAACUCUUGUGUUUCGUUUUUUUUUCAUAUCAGACCAGUAUAAUCAAUCAUUGCCAUGAGAUCGGACUACGAAAUGGGUUCGAUCGACGGAGGUCAAUUGGAACGUGUCGGGUCUGAGAUUCCCUCGGAAGAGUUCUACCGGACUCCGUGCAACUCUACCACCGCAUCCAGCCGGUGUUCGGGUAGAAUCUCGCCGGCACAAGCCUUACCUGGUAUCCGCAACAACUCGGUGGGAUCCUCUCCGCGAAGUGACUUGCACCUCAUUCGUCGGCGCAGGCAGGAGAGUGUCGCGGAACGGGGUCACACGUUUCGGAACCACUCGCGUUUUAGUAACAAUACAACUGACAGCAGCUUCGUUUUGGCGACGCCGCAAGAGAUCGGGUUACCCAGUCUCUCCUCGGAAGAACUCAAUACCUGGAUGUGGUAUCCCGAUCAGUCGCCCGCCGCGAGUCUCCCAUCGGACCGGGCCGAUUUGGGCACGAGCAGCCCUACAGCGAGACACGGUUCUUUGGCUUUGGACGUUGCCCGAGAUCCUUCCGCCUUAUUUUUACCCAUUGGGGACGAUGAAGAUGCCUUUCGGGAAGACGAGGAAAGCGAAGCUUACGGAGUACCUAGCUUGUAUACUCUUACCGCGAGUCCAAGGUUUCGACUCAACCCGAAGCCUUCGUCGAAUCGAUCCCCAUUUUGAUGCUGGCCGAUUGUCGCGCACGGUUUGAAGGUAUUUCUUUCAAUUCGGUUGGCGACGAUGAUUAUUCUACAGCUUAUCUUUGUUUCCACACACAUUGGGGACUUUUUGUUGUUCAAUAUUUGCAUCACACCUUGUUGGGCUCCUUGUGAGUUCUUGUAUUUUCUGUUUAUUGCUUCCGAGUAAUGCCGUUCCAUAGGUCAGACUGUGUAUAGUUCAAAUUCAAUGUUUACUUUUUCAUU
Phaeodactylum tricornutum CCAP 1055/1 is the source of this 981-nucleotide messenger RNA. RefSeq lists its product with no specific name. The record is from RefSeq and is a predicted model, not a curated record. The coding region runs from base 110 to 742 and encodes 210 amino acids. The transcript has a single exon. Lineage: Eukaryota; Bacillariophyta; Bacillariophyceae; Surirellales; Neidiaceae.